Diaporthe amygdali is the source of this 1800-nucleotide messenger RNA. RefSeq lists its product as uncharacterized. Gene Ontology annotation, molecular function: DNA-binding transcription factor activity, RNA polymerase II-specific; RNA polymerase II transcription regulatory region sequence-specific DNA binding. Lineage: Eukaryota; Fungi; Ascomycota; Sordariomycetes; Diaporthales; Diaporthaceae. Gene Ontology annotation, cellular component: nucleus. The transcript has 3 exons. Bases 1 to 1800 code for a protein of 599 amino acids. The record is from RefSeq and is a predicted model, not a curated record. Gene Ontology annotation, biological process: regulation of transcription by RNA polymerase II.
AUGAACAGCAAACAGGAGUGGCAGGAAGGGGCGCCCAAGUUGCAGCAGGUCGGUCCCACGACCUGCGCCUACUGUACCGCUACCUUUCCUUCCAUAGACGCCCUACGCGCUCAUAAAGCGAAAAAGCUCAAAGAAGAGAACCAUCCAGAUCGAGAGGCGGUGCACCUCUGGUGCGAAAUCUGCGACAUAGACUUUCACACCUUGGGCGGUGUGGGUGAACAUCUACGACAGUUUCAUGCUCACAAGCAAGACUUUCGUUGCCCCGGUUGCGACGUAAAGUUCGUAACGCUAUCCUCCUUUGUCAAGCAUGUGGAACUUGGCCAGUGUUGCCAGCUUGACAUCGAGAAGCUCCAAGCUCGGUUUGCGUCAAAGUUGAGCUUCGCGAAAGGUCUUGCACGACUUGAUCGGGCGAGCAGGCAAGAUGUGCCCAACAUAAAACCGAAGGACUUUUCCAUGCAUCUGGGACAAGACGCGGAGCCUGAAGCCCCUUGGCAGGAAAGUGCCAAUCUGCUGUCGGCGUGGGAGGGAAGAGAUACAAACGCAUGGGGCUCAUCAGAGCCUGUCGGCUUGGAUGAUGGGACGUUCCCGAGGAUGGCCCACCGCGAGUACUUUCAUGGAAGCACCAAAGCCCCAGAUAUCCUCACUGGAGAUCAAAGCAACCCCCUGGACGGGAAGUAUGAGGAGAACGACUGGGCCAGGGACAGGAACCUAUUCCCGAACGCGGCCCCCGCCCAGAAGCCAACUGCCGAGCAGUUACAGACGCUCAACGAUAAUCAGCAAGCUGCAGUUGAGCGUGCCCGCAGCUUGAACAGUGACACUGUCGACCCCAGUAGCCCCUACUUCGAUCCUCAGAAGUGCUGGCAUAACAUCCUCCAAAAAUACAAGUGUCCUCAUCAGGCAACAUGCAAGAAGACUUUCAACAAAAAGGAUGCGCUCAUACAGCAUCUCAAGUCAGCUACCCACAGCAGCAACAAACUUAGGUGCCCAUCCUGUCUGGACCGUUUCGAUACUGUUUACGCGCUCACCGCACACGUCGAGUCCCAGAGCCGCAAGUGUGCAAUGCGUCACGCCUUGAGUGAGUACGACAUGUACAGAAUAUUCCUCGAUCAACUUACGUGGGGAAUGGCUGAGGUUGGAGGCGUCCAUAAUGACUUCACUCAAAAAUUUGAAUUCCAGGAGGAGUUCAAACAGCUCUAUGGUACGCAGAAGACCUCAGGCCCAACUUUCGGUCACAAGCAGAUACAUGGAACCAACGGUAGAGGCAACUCGGCCCGCACUGUUCGACCAGGGCUCACGGAGGCGACCCUGAGCAAACAGCAGCAGCAGAUCAGAAGACACGGUCCGCCAUCCACGCCAUACGGACAGAAUGACAGCGGCCGUGGUGAUUCUGGCCCAGAGGUGGCCCUGACUGCGAAUGCGCUUUCCCAGCUUCAGCUACAAGAGAAACAUGCUAGCCCUUGGAGUCAGCACUCCGGCAGUCGUCAGCAGCAGCAGCGUCAACAGCCAGAGCAGCAGCAGCAGCAGCCCACUGGUUCCUGGGGUCCGUCCUCGGAGUCUCAGCAGCAGCAGCAGCACAAGAAUCGGCAGCAGCCCACUGGUGUCUGGGGCCAAUCCUCGGAGCCUCAACAGCAGACAAGCGGUUACGUCUGGGGUCAGCUCAGUGCUAUGGGUUGGGACACUUGGGAUCAACGUCCUGAACUUCUGCAGGAGCAGAAGGAUAGCGUUGCUAAUGCCGAGCCUCUUGGAUCAGGCUGGCGGCCGCAGAGAAAGGGUGGAGGCAGUUCUUGCAGUCGCUGGUGA